Drosophila innubila is the source of this 751-nucleotide messenger RNA. RefSeq names its product peptidyl-tRNA hydrolase ICT1, mitochondrial. Gene Ontology annotation, biological process: mitochondrial translational termination. Gene Ontology annotation, molecular function: translation release factor activity. Gene Ontology annotation, cellular component: mitochondrial large ribosomal subunit. The transcript is spliced from 2 exons. The record is from RefSeq and is a predicted model, not a curated record. Bases 79 to 699 code for a protein of 206 amino acids. NCBI's taxonomy places the organism in Eukaryota, Metazoa, Arthropoda, Insecta, Diptera, Drosophilidae.
UUGUCGUAACAGGCCGCAGUUUCAGGCGAAAUACACUUUUUGCAUUUAGCUUUUAUUUUAAUAACAAUACCAAUAAAAAUGAAUAAAAUUACGUGUGCGUUUAUUUGUGUGCUGCGGCAAAGCAACAAAUCGUACAGCAGUGCCAGCUUGCUGGGUCGCCAGCUGUCCUACAAAAGCGAUUUAUCCCUGGACAAAAUCUAUCCCAAUGCUCGACUGCAGCUCUUCACCCCGCCUCCUCCUCCCAAUACACUGAGCAUUGAAGACAAGUUCAAUGGCUACAUACCGAUGGAUAAGCUGGAAAUCACGUACAGCCGCAGCUCCGGACCCGGCGGACAGCACGUGAACACGGUGAACACAAAGGUGGACCUAAGAUUCAAGCUGGCAGAAGCCGAAUGGAUACCGCAAAAGACGCGCCAGAAGCUGCUCCAGGUGCUGGCCAACAAAAUGAACAAAGAGGGUUACUACAUUAUUAAGAGCGAUCUGACACGCUCCCAGCAAAUGAACUUGGCCGAUGCUCUGGAAAAGCUGCGCUCGAUUAUACGCGUCCAAGAGGCGGGGGAACCUACGGGACCCAGUGAGGAGACCCUGGAGAAGCUGCGUCGCCGCCAGGAGAAGGCAGCUCGUCAACGCCUGCAGCUGAAGCGGGAACGGGCUCAGGUCAAGGCGGAUCGACAGCAACCCAAUGGAGUUGAUUUCUAGUUUCUUAUUACAAACAUUUGUUUACAUAAAUAUAUUGUUUAAUGGACAACAA